This is a messenger RNA of Schistosoma rodhaini, 1028 nucleotides long. The record is from the annotation of a GenBank genome assembly. NCBI's taxonomy places the organism in Eukaryota, Metazoa, Platyhelminthes, Trematoda, Strigeidida, Schistosomatidae.
GCAUGAACAUCAAUUAGCGGUCAAGAGCCAUGACAUAUCCUCAAGUAUAUCAAUGCAUGUGGGCAACUGUGGACACAUUCGGUUGGAAAAACGUUGAGGUCUUCGAUAGAGGCAAUUCCAAAAUUAUCAGAGAAUUUUUAGAAGCUUGGUCAAUCAACAAACACAUUAAAAUCCAUCCAAUUUAUCAACCAAUCAGAAAGUUUAUGGACAAAUAUAGGACCAAAAAUCAAAUCAAUGAGACAUAUAAUCAAAAUAAAGAAAACAAUAACAGGUUAAAGGCCAACAAUAACCAACCAAUACCGAAGUCUGCAAGACAAGCCGUGAGUCGCAUGUGGAGAAAUUCGAACACUUCACUUCUAGCUGAAGUUUGUUCUGAUGAUGACCAGAAUAACGAUGGAAGCUCCACAACCAAACCAUCCAACUCGGAGAACAAAAUCAUCCACUUUGAUAACAAAUCUCUACCAUCUCAAUAUCAUAUUGUGGUGUGGGCUACUUAUAUCGACAUAAGUAGUAUAUAUCGUGAAUGAGGAACAGAAUAUCUAGCAGCAGAAGAUUGAGAAGAGAAGAACAGAAAUAGAGAGCGAUUGGUGUGUAAAUCCAGGAACAAUAAAGCCUGAGAGAAUUAAUGAACAUUUUGCAAACAGAGUAUGGUUUUUGUGUUUUAUCAAGCAACUUUGUCAUUUGUGCUAAACAUAUAACUGGUUGUCCUCAUCUGUGUUCUUAUUCACCACCAUAUGAGCGUAAUACUUUCGUUUUGGCUACUAAAUAGCAUCAUUAACCCAUACAUUUAGAACAUGGCUUGUACCCAAGAACCUGGUGAAUACGUUAUUUUUAAUUUAACUAAAAUAAGAACAAUGUUUUAGGGUAGGAAAUGAUUCCUAGAGUCAGAAUAUCAGACCACAGAGAAUUCAGAAACCAAAAUAACCGACAACUAGAAUAAGAAAAACAGAACGUGAACCACCAAUCUUGUGGUUAUUAGUAAAAUGAAGACCCCAGAUUAAACGACUGGUACGGCCGAGAGUGGGGAG